Molecule: messenger RNA, 700 nt
Organism: Erpetoichthys calabaricus (reedfish)
Lineage: Eukaryota; Metazoa; Chordata; Cladistia; Polypteriformes; Polypteridae
Product: cystatin-like
Exons: 3
Coding region: 39-467 (142 amino acids)
Molecular function (GO): cysteine-type endopeptidase inhibitor activity
Source: RefSeq, a predicted model, not a curated record
CAAUCACGGCUAAUUAGUGCGAUCACUGCGAAGCAAAAAUGAACCUGACGACUGUCGCCUGCCUUCUUUUCUUGCUUCGCGCAGCGAAGACAACGACAACGAAGUCUCCGACAAGUGAACCGUUAGCAGGAGGGAUAAAUGAUAUCGACCCGGCUAACGAAGGAGUUCAAACGGCAGUGAGCUUUGCCAUCAGUGAGCACAAUAAGGUGUCCGAUGACAUUUUCGCGUACAAACUAAUCAAGAUCAUCAGCGCUAAGUAUCAGGUUGUUUCAGGACUGAUUUACAUAAUAGAAGCUACGAUUGGGCGAACCACAUGUGAAAAAAAAGACCUGAGUGACCAGAAUUCAAUAAACAAGUGUCCUUUGCAAAAUGGUCCUCGGAAUGCUAAGACAUACACAUGCACGUUUAAAAUCUGGACCCGUGCUUGGAUUCAAUCAACUCAACUCUUGAUGAAUGUGUGCUCAUAACAACUACAUCAACAGCGUGUACUACUGGCAACUUCUAUGAGUUCAACAAUUUUAAAUUUACUAUUAGUUUAAUUAUACCAAUGUAACCUGUCAAUAUUAAUUAAUGGUUUGGAAAUGUUUAUUCAAUCUAUUGUCUUUUUUAAAAAUAUGAUCAUUUCUGUACAAACAGUUUCUUAAUUUGUUCUAUGCAAAUGACAUAUUACUGCUUUUAAAAUAAAAAUAUAUCUAUCAUG